AUGUCUACAUCGAGCCUCAAGUAUACCUCCAAGCUCGCCAACCAACGGGUCCUGAUCCUUGGUGGCAGCUCAGGAAUUGGCUUCGCCGUUGCAGAAGCUUCCAUUGAGUAUGGUGCCCAGGUCAUUCUCUCAAGCUCCAGCCAAAGCAAACUCGAUAAUGCCGUCGCCCGCUUGCAAGCAGCCUAUCCCACCCAGACCUCAACAAACCCUCUCAAGACCCACGUCUGCGACCUCUCCGACGCUGCCAAUCUCGAUGCAAACAUCGAGAGCCUCUUGCAGGCUGCUACGAAUAAUGGCACACACAAACUCAAUCACGUCGUUACCACAGCAGGAGAUGCGCUCAAGAUCCCUGCUCUCAAAGAGAUCGACGCCCAAAAAAUCUAUAGUGGUAUGAACGUACGCCUCGUUGCUCCGGCCGUGAUGGUCAAGUAUCUUCCCAAAUACAUGGAUUCGUCGCCUUCAAACUCUUUCACUUUGACUAGUGGUGUGCGAAGCCGCAAGCCUGCGAAGGGUUGGUCUAUCAUGACCGCUGUUGCCUCAGGAAUUGAGGGACUUGCACGUGGAUUGGCCCUCGAGCUAGCUCCUGUGCGAGUCAAUACUGUUUCACCUGGUGCUGUGAAUACGGAAAUCUUUUCGUUUGUCCCGAAGGAGGCGUUGGAUGGUGUGCUGCAAAAUUUUAGGGAUCAGUCGACUACUGGAACCGUGGGGAGACCUGAGGAUUUGGCGGAGAGCUAUAUCUACGCGAUGCGGGAUCAGUUUGUGACAGGAUCGAUUAUUGAGUCGAACGGUGGAAUUUUGUUGAAGUAG
This is a messenger RNA of Penicillium verhagenii, 807 nucleotides long. Its product is annotated as oxidoreductase, short chain dehydrogenase/reductase family. The transcript has a single exon. The record is from RefSeq and is a predicted model, not a curated record. The coding region runs from base 1 to 807 and encodes 268 amino acids. Gene Ontology annotation, molecular function: oxidoreductase activity. NCBI's taxonomy places the organism in Eukaryota, Fungi, Ascomycota, Eurotiomycetes, Eurotiales, Aspergillaceae.